Toxorhynchites rutilus septentrionalis is the source of this 681-nucleotide messenger RNA. RefSeq names its product lysozyme-like. The transcript has 2 exons. Lineage: Eukaryota; Metazoa; Arthropoda; Insecta; Diptera; Culicidae. The record is from RefSeq and is a predicted model, not a curated record. The coding region runs from base 26 to 466 and encodes 146 amino acids. Gene Ontology annotation, molecular function: lysozyme activity.
CAUCAGCAGUUUGCACCGUUCCGCAAUGAAACGAUUUUCCAUAUUCGUCGCCUUGGCCACCAUAUUGGUGGUGCUCCACGAUGGGGCAGAAGCCAGAACCUUUAGCGAGUGUCAACUUGCGAAGCUACUGCGCACCACGUACCACUUCGACCGGGUAAAGGUAAACAAUUUCGUCUGUCUGGCAGCGGCCGAAAGUUCGCUGUCUACCACCAAAACCCACCGGAAUCGGAACGGAUCGACCGACUACGGGCUGUUCCAGAUCAACAACAGGUACUGGUGUAGCACUCCUGGCUAUAGGUCAGCAUCCAAUGUGUGUCAGGUGGCCUGCUCGGAUCUGAUGAAGGACGAUAUCACUAAGGCGGUCAACUGUGCCAAUAAGGUAUACGCUCGCCAUGGUUAUAACGCCUGGGAAGGGUGGAAAGCCAAGUGCAAGAACGGCGUGAAGGACCUCUCUUACUGUAUGUGAAUGUUGGCUGAGCAUUUUUGAUCCGGAAGGAUACAAAAAAACUGAUUGUUCAAAUUUUUAUUGUUUCUAAAUUACAUUGGCUUGGUUCAUCAAACCUACAAUUAAAAAAGAUAAGCGUUGAAGAUAUGCUACGAUUGUUGUUUGAUUAUCGUUGAUAUCAAAACACAAACGAUAGGAAUGAAGAAAAGAAAUACAUUUUGUCUUUUCAACAUGUA